This is a messenger RNA of Morchella sextelata, 666 nucleotides long. RefSeq lists its product as uncharacterized. The record is from RefSeq and is a predicted model, not a curated record. Lineage: Eukaryota; Fungi; Ascomycota; Pezizomycetes; Pezizales; Morchellaceae. The transcript has 3 exons. Bases 1 to 666 code for a protein of 221 amino acids.
AUGCCCGCAAUGCUCGACGACCCCACCGCGGCCACCCUCCCCGCCCCCACCCCCACCACAACACCCACCCCAACACCCGUCACCCUCCGCGACGGCACCCCCGCAACCCUCUACCCAAUCCUCACCCCCGCCUCCCUCCCCACCUCCCUCGUCACCUUCCUCGCCGCCCAGUUCAACGCCGAGGUCGAACGCGGCGACACAUAUCCGCACGACCAGCCUCUCGCGCCGGAGCACUUCCGCGAGUACUGGUUUGGCGCGUUUGGCGCGGUCUUGCUGCUCGGUGCGUAUGAGGAGGGCGUGCUGCAGGAUGAGGGCAGGGACUGGGCGGAGUGUUGUCUCGGCACGUUUUAUGUCAAGCCGAAUUACCCCGGGAGGUGCGGGCACGUGUGUAAUGCGGGGUUCCUGACGAUGCCGGCGGCGAGGGGACGGGGGUGUGGCAGUGUGAUGGGGAGGGAGUAUUUGGUGGUUGCGAAGCAGCUGGCGGGGGGGCGGGGAAAGGGGUACACGUACUCGGUGUUCAACCUGGUGUUUGAGACGAAUGUGGCCUCGCUGCGCAUCUGGGACGGGCUGGGGUUUGAGCGGAUUGGGAGGGUGAAGGGCGCGGCGAGGUUGAAGAGCUAUCCGGGCAGGAUGGUGGAUGCGUUUAUGAUUGGGAAGGAUCUGUAG